GAUGGCGGCCUCCGAAAAGAAAAUCAAUGAAGGAAUGGAACAUAUAAGUCAGGCAGAAAAAUACCUCAAAACAUCAUUCUUCAAAUGGAAACCUGACUUUGACAGUGCAUCUGACGAAUUCAGCAAAGCAGCAACUUGUUUUAAAAAUGCUAAGUCCUAUGAUCAAGCAAAAACAGCCUACCUCAGAGCUGCACAUGCAUUAAAAAACAACCAUCAACUAUUCCAUGCUGCCAAAGCUUAUGAGGGUGCUGCAUUGAUGUUAAAGGAAAUGAAAAAUUUAGAUGGUGCAGGUGAUUUGAUGGAACAAGCUGCACAGAUGUACAGAGAACAUGGUACGCCAGAUACAGCGGCUUUGACAUUGGAAAAAGCAGCUAAAAUGUUGGAAAACACACGACCUGAAAAGGCAGUAGAAUUAUAUGAACGUGCAUGUGAAGUUGCUGAACUUGAAGACCGUCCACGCCAAGCUGUUAAUUCUCUGAGCCAAGCUGCCAAACUGUUGGUGAGAAUCAAGGAAUUUGACAAAGCAGUUGCUGUGCUGAAACGAGAACGAGAGAUUUAUGCGGAAUUAGAAAAUCUACCGUCAAUCUAUAGGAAUAUUGUCGCAACAUCACUAGUACAUCUACAAAGAGGAGAUUUUGUAGCUGCAGAUCAAACACUUAAACACGGUCUCAGUUACCCUGGCUUUGCUGAGAAUGAAAUGUACAAUGGCUUACAGCAGUUAUUAGAUGCGUAUGAUGAACAAGACCAAGAGAGACUCAACCAAGUUGCAUGGUAUCCUGUAUUUACAUAUAUGGACAAUGAUUAUGCCAAGUUGGCAAAGAGUAUACAUGUACCAGGAGGCGGUGUCAAGAAACCAACAUCUGGUGCAUCAGAAGGCGCGAUUGGUGAUGAUAAUGAAGGAGAAGAAGAUGAAUACGCUGGAGGAUUAUGUUGAACGUCCCAUCCCAUUCACACACUGUCAAAUACCGUAGUACAAAUGACAUGACUUGAUUUAAACCACCGAGUCGGACCAUGCAGCUCAGGUCCUAACUCUGUAUGUGUACUGUAGCUAAACAUAAACCUUGAAGUCUUGUUGUCUACUAUAUUUUGUCUUUACUCUAACAUAUGUUACUUGGUUCAUGAACCAUAUUUAAAAUUUACAGCGUUUUGGUGUUAUCCAUGUCAGGUUCUACUAAAGUGGAAUGUCAUUCUGCAAAUAAGUUAUCAAGACAACCUCAAAUUCCAGCUUGCUUAGCAGUUUUAUCUUCACUAACACAACUGUUUGUUUGGAUUAAGUAGCAACAGGAAUUGUCAUAUAAAAUCAAAAUGUGUAUCACAAAACAAUCUUAAAUGCUAUACAUUGAUUUUUGUAACAAGGUCAAUCGGAAAAUCUGAUGUGACCCGGUGACAGUGACUUGUUAUGCCGUGAAUACCAUUUGAUGUAUGACACACAUUACUUCAUAUUUCAAGGUGACUUUUAACAAAUACCGGAGAUUCUAGAAAAGCUAAGACGAGGAUCAAAUUUGCACUGACAAACAGCGCCCUCUAUGGUCAUAUAAGUGUUAAAAUAAUAAAGUUUUUUUUUAACUUUGGGCA
Molecule: messenger RNA, 1575 nt
Organism: Saccoglossus kowalevskii
Lineage: Eukaryota; Metazoa; Hemichordata; Enteropneusta; Harrimaniidae
Product: gamma-soluble NSF attachment protein-like
Biological process (GO): intracellular protein transport
Cellular component (GO): vacuolar membrane; SNARE complex
Molecular function (GO): soluble NSF attachment protein activity; syntaxin binding
Source: RefSeq, a predicted model, not a curated record